CUUCACAGAUACUGAUUUUAUAAAAGAGAGAUUUCGAUUUAAACAAGGGUAUCUUUAAUUUGAAUCCGAAAAAUGUCGACGGACUUGGUAAAGAGAAAGAUGGUGACAGUGUUGAGCAUUGAUGGAGGUGGCGUUAGAGGCAUAAUUCCCAGCACCAUCCUGGCCUUUCUUGAAUCCAAGCUUCAGCAACUGGAUGGCCCCGAUGCAAGAAUUGCAGAUUACUUUGACAUAAUUGCCGGAACAAGCACCGGUGGUCUUGUCACCACCAUGCUUACAGCUCCCAACAAGGACAACCGACCCAUGUAUGAAGCCAAGGACAUCAAUAAAUUCUAUCUAGACCAGAGUCCAAAGAUUUUUCCUCAGGGCAGUCGAAAUAACUUAUUGACAUCAAUAAAAAGUAUGGUUGACGAGGCAAAGGGGCCAAAAUAUGAUGGGAAGUACCUGCGCACAUUGACUCAUGGGCUGCUUGGUGACCUCACUCUCAAACAGACUCUAACCAAUGUGGUUAUACCAGCUUUUGAUAUCAAGUACCUUCAGCCUGUGGUCUUCUCAACCAUUGAUGCAAAAGAAAGUAGUUUGAAGAAUGCCAAGCUUUCCGAUGUUUGCGUCAGUACCUCUGCAGCUCCCACUUUUCUCCCGGCACACUACUUCGAGGUCAAGGAUGACGCGGGAAGGACUCGCACUUUUAAUCUUGUUGAUGGUGGGGUUGCCGCUAACAAUCCUACAAUGAUGGCCAUAAGCCACAUAAACAGAGAGAUGUUGAAGCACAACUCAGAUCCGAUAGAUGCGACGAGGUUGCAGGUGCUAUCAUUGGGCACAGGUGCAGCCAAGCUUGAAGAGAAGUACAGUGCAGCCAUAGCCUCCAAAUGGGGUUUGAUCAAUUGGCUGUUUCACAAUGGGAGCACACCUUUGGUAGACUUUUUUGCCGAUGCAAGUUCUGAUAUGGUUGACUUUCAUGUGUCCACCCUCUUCCAAUGCCUCCAGGCCAAGGACAACUAUCUACGUAUUCAGGAUGACUCGUUGACUGGCGACGAAGCAUCGCUUGAUAUUGCAACAGAGAAGAAUCUAAGGAGGCUUGUGGAGAUUGGAAAUGCACUGUUGAAGAAGCCAGUGUCACGGGUGCAAUUGGAUACUGGAAAGUAUGAGGAAUGUGAAGGAGAGGGCACCUAUGAAGAUGCUCUGAUCAAGUUUGCUAAAACGAUCUCCGAGGGAAGGAAGCUCAGAUAAAAUAAAACAAUAGAUUGCUUGCAAUGUCUUCAUUAAUUUUAUUAUUUUCUCUGUCAUGAUCCUCAAUUCAAAAAUAAAGAAUCACUGCACCCAGAUGGGUUUCAUUUCC
This is a messenger RNA of Prunus dulcis (almond), 1336 nucleotides long. Its product is annotated as patatin-like protein 2. Gene Ontology annotation, molecular function: glycerophospholipase activity; monoacylglycerol lipase activity. Gene Ontology annotation, biological process: lipid metabolic process. The record is from RefSeq and is a predicted model, not a curated record. Bases 73 to 1227 code for a protein of 384 amino acids. NCBI's taxonomy places the organism in Eukaryota, Viridiplantae, Streptophyta, Magnoliopsida, Rosales, Rosaceae. The transcript is spliced from 6 exons.